Molecule: messenger RNA, 1251 nt
Organism: Cynoglossus semilaevis (tongue sole)
Lineage: Eukaryota; Metazoa; Chordata; Actinopteri; Pleuronectiformes; Cynoglossidae
Exons: 6
Coding region: 262-933 (223 amino acids)
Source: RefSeq, a predicted model, not a curated record
CCCCUCGGGAUUCAGGAGAAGCGACGGCAUCUAUCUUGGCUUUAAAGAUGUCGGUAUAAAGUACACCGCUGGGGGACACAGGAAAUAGUGCGAGAGACAAGGUGAGGAGAGGGAGGCAGACAACUCCAGUGAUGACCAGUGAAGGAGGAGGAGAAGAAAGGCAGGAACAUCUGCACAGCUUCAAUUUGGAUUCGUCGCUGAAGCAGCUGGAACGUUUAACCCAGCAAGAGCAAGUAGAGAAGGAAGCAAAAGACUCACGAGAUGUCGGAAUCAGAACCACCCUGUUCGGAAGAAAAGUGCGAUGACUGCAUCGACAUGCUAUGUAUUGUGAUUAUGGUUCCAGUUUUUAUUAUUUCCAUACCUUUUGUGACAUGUUAUCUUGUUUGCACAUUGUUGUUGAAGCUGAAGGAAUGGACGCACGACCUGAAAAUGAUUGACGUGAUUUUUAUCCCAAAAGGAGAGAAGAAUAACAACGACACAAAGUUGGAGAACGACAAAGAAUGCUGCCCUAAAAAUGACAGUGAGGAAAAUGACAACCAGACCAAGGAGGAGACGAAGGUAGACCUGGAGACAAGAGAGAGCAGGAGCGACGCUGUAGUGCUGCAAGUAGAGCCACAGAGUAACGGGCCAGAAUGUAGAGACGCUGCUGUGGAGCUGGAUACGGAGAAACUGAAUGUCAUAAAGAUUCCACAGUCACUGCUGAAGGGGAUACAGGAGCCUCCUCCUCUGCGCUGCAAAAUGCCUUGUGUUUGUGGUGGGCACUUGUCUACCUUUUAUGUGGUAGCAAUAGAGCAAGAUUCGCCUCUGCUGCCUAGCGAUGCUCAGAUGUCCGACGCAGAACACGUUAAGUGUCUGCUGGCUCAUGGAAAAACAAUGUACGUAACAGAUAAAAGCUUAGCCAAAAACUUCUUUAAAACUUCUGAAAACUUCUAGAAACUCCUUAUAAAAGGUGCGUCAACUUUUGAAUAACUUUAGCUUUGUGCUCGUUGUUGUUGUUCCAUUUACCUUUGCCUUAUAAGAUGAAUUUUUUACGCUCUGUUUACUUAUUUUAACUGAUAUUGAGUUCAAUAUAUCCAUUGAUUUUUUUAAAAUGUAUUCUUUAUACUAAUACUCUAUUGUUUUUGCUUUUUGUUUUGAAUUUGCAACAUCUUUGCGACUUGUGAUGUUUUUGCUUUUGUGAGCUAUCCUUUGGCACACUGCUAAUAAUGUUUCUAUUUAAGUAGCACUGCAUUAAAGAGAUUUUUAAAAAAA